Messenger RNA from Morus notabilis, 1039 nucleotides. RefSeq names its product B-cell receptor-associated protein 31. The transcript is spliced from 2 exons. The record is from RefSeq and is a predicted model, not a curated record. Gene Ontology annotation, cellular component: endoplasmic reticulum membrane; endoplasmic reticulum. NCBI's taxonomy places the organism in Eukaryota, Viridiplantae, Streptophyta, Magnoliopsida, Rosales, Moraceae. Bases 134 to 802 code for a protein of 222 amino acids. Gene Ontology annotation, biological process: endoplasmic reticulum to Golgi vesicle-mediated transport; intracellular protein transport.
CCAAACACCAAUCGGAUUCGCCACAAAGCAAAGGAAGUAGCUGUAAGUGGAACACACAGAGAGCUUCACAGAAAUCCCAAUUAUUCCCCAAUUCCCAAUCGCUCUCUCGGUCUAGGGUUUUAAGAGAAAAAAAAUGAUAGAGCUUCUGUACAUGGUGAUCGCGGUGGAGAUGGUUUUGAUUCUGACGCUAAUCUUCAAGACGCCUCUGAGGCAGUUGGUUUUAAUGGCGUUGGACAAGGUCAAGCGAGGGAGGGGACCGGUCAUGGUAAAGACGAUCGCCAUAACGGUGUUCCUUCUGUUCGUCGUCAGCGUCUGCAGCUUCGUCAACAUCCAGAACCACAUCACCGAGGCCGGUGGCGGCAUCAAUCCCACCGACCAGGUUCUCAUGGCCAAGCACUUGCUCGAAGCUUCUCUCAUGGGAUUUUUGCUAUUCCUAUCUUUGAUGAUAGAUAGAUUACACCAUUACAUAAGAGAACUUCGGAUACUCAGGAAGACCAUGGAAGCUGCAAAGAAACAAAACCGAGGCCACGAAAAUGGGAAAAAUGGCAAUGCAGCAGAACUUAAAGCCUCGGAGCAAGAUAUUGCUCAAUUGAAGGCAACGAUCAAGAAGCUGGAAUCUGAAUGUAAGACAAAAACAGAGGAGGCGGAGGCUGCAGAAGGUAAAGCUGAAGCCCUGAAAAAGCAAUCAGAAGGAUUUCUUAUGGAAUAUGAUCACUUGCUAGCGGAAAAUCAAAAUCUUCGGAACCAGCUAGAGUCGAUUGAUCAAAGCCUGUUGGCGUCUGAUAACAAAAAGAGCAUUUGAUGAAGCAAUUUCCUAGUAAAGUCAGUUUUCUGUUUAUACUAGUUGUGCGAGGACGGGCUAUGUUAGAUGUGGUUCGUGAUCAGAGAGAAGAGGAGGGGCCUGUAAUCUGAUUUGUAUCACUAGAUUUCCUCUAAUGUGUUGUCAAACUCUGCAGUCUCGAGUACAAUAAUGAGUUCUAUUUGAUUAUAUACUUUCCAAACGUAGCCGGUUAAACGCCCUUGGUCCGAAUAGGCACCG